CAAAAAGAAUGUCAGCUGUGGAAAUAAUGCAGGAACAAAACAACAAUGAGGACCAGAAAGCAUGUGGUUCGAGCAAUGCGCCACAGGCCAAACCAAAUGCACCUGUCGCCACAUUACCCCCAUCAGAGGGUGCUAAAGAAGCUGCUCAGGAUGAUAUAAAUGCUUUAGCAGACCAUUACAAAAAUCAGGGAAAUGAUUAUCUUAAGGAAAAGGAUUUUUCGAAAGCUAUUGAAAUGUACACCAAAGCCAUAGAAUUAAACCCCAAUAAUGCUAUUUACUAUGCCAAUCGUUCAUUGGCCCACUUAAGGCAGGAAAGUUUUGGAUUUGCUUUACAAGAUGGCAUUUCAGCUGUUAAAGCUGAUCCAACAUAUCUUAAAGGCUAUUAUCGCAGAGCCGCGGCUCACAUGUCUUUGGGUAAAUUUAAACAAGCGCUUUCUGAUUAUGAAUAUGUAUCGAAAUGCCGUCCCAAUGAUAAAGAUGCCAAAUUAAAGUUUACCGAAUGUAAUAAAAUUGUUAAAAUGCGUGCAUUUGAACGGGCCAUAGCUGUUGAUAAGCCAGAGAAAACAUUAACCGAAAUGUUUAGAGAUUUUGAAAAUAUUGCAAUUGAGGAAGAUUAUACGGGACCUAUGCUCAUCGAUGGAAAAGUUACUUUACAAUUUAUGUUAGACUUAAUGGAAAAUUAUAAACAGCAAAAGAAAUUACAUCGUAAAUUUGCCUAUAAGAUUCUCUGCGAUAUUGAUGCUUACAUGCGUACCCAAGAUUCUAUGGUGGAUAUUACUGUACCCGGAGAUUCGAAAUUCACAAUUUGUGGUGAUAUUCAUGGUCAAUUUUAUGAUCUUAUGAAUAUCUUUGAAAUUAAUGGUCUACCAUCGGAAACGAAUCCGUAUUUGUUUAAUGGUGAUUUUGUGGACAGAGGCUCAUUUUCCGUGGAAUGUAUAUUUACAUUGUUUGGCUUUAAAUUAUUAUAUCCCAAUCACUUUUAUCUGUCAAGAGGCAAUCAUGAAAGUAUAAACAUGAAUCAAAUGUAUGGCUUCACUGGUGAGGUCACAGCCAAAUAUACCAGCACCAUGGCUGAUAUGUUUACCCAAGCAUUUAAUUGGCUGCCAUUGUGUCAUUGUAUUAAUAAGAAAAUCCUCGUCAUGCACGGUGGUCUCUUCUCAAGUGAUGAUGUCUCAUUGGAAGAUUUGCGACGCAUCGAUCGUAAUUGUCAACCACCGGAGGAUGGUCUAAUGUGUGAAUUAUUAUGGUCGGAUCCCCAACCAUGGGCUGGUAGAGGACCAUCAAAACGUGGUGUUGGUAUACAAUUUGGCCCGGAUGUAACAGAGGCUUUCUGCAAACGCAAUAAUCUAGAUUAUAUUGUACGAUCACAUGAAGUGAAAAAUAUGGGUUAUGAGGUGACGCAUGAUGGCAAAUGUAUAACGGUAUUUUCAGCACCCAAUUAUUGCGAUACCAUGGGUAAUAUGGGUGCUUUUAUUACAAUUAAGGGCAAUGAUCUAACGCCCAAAUUUACAUCAUUCAAAUCUGUGCCUCACCCCGAUGUUAAACCCAUGGCUUAUGCAAAUAGACUAAUGAGCUUAUUGGCGUAGUCAUUUUAGUUUUGUUGUUAUCUU
This is a messenger RNA of Musca vetustissima, 1610 nucleotides long. It is a transcript of the gene PpD3, whose product is annotated as serine/threonine-protein phosphatase 5. Gene Ontology annotation, cellular component: cytosol; nucleus. The transcript is spliced from 8 exons. Lineage: Eukaryota; Metazoa; Arthropoda; Insecta; Diptera; Muscidae. Gene Ontology annotation, molecular function: protein serine/threonine phosphatase activity; protein binding. The coding region runs from base 9 to 1586 and encodes 525 amino acids. The record is from RefSeq and is a predicted model, not a curated record.